Messenger RNA from Postia placenta MAD-698-R-SB12, 1284 nucleotides. RefSeq lists its product as hypothetical. The record is from RefSeq and is a predicted model, not a curated record. Bases 1 to 1284 code for a protein of 427 amino acids. NCBI's taxonomy places the organism in Eukaryota, Fungi, Basidiomycota, Agaricomycetes, Polyporales, Adustoporiaceae. The transcript has 5 exons.
AUGUAUGAGUUCACACCCUUCUACUACCAUCCGCUGAGCUAUUCUCAGCAUGCAAACCUAUGCCGUCAAUGGGAAAAGGCAAAAGCUGCGUCAAGGGCUGAGGAAUUGAAGCGGCUCAAAAGAGACAGAUUUCAGUCUGCGCUCGAUAAACUGCGUCAGCUAGGUUGGGGAGAUGAACUCGACCUUCUUGCGCCAAAAUACAAGCCAUUGACUCGACACGAACCCUUGCGCGCAGCACAGAAGCUCACUGAUCGUAUUUGGCAGAAUAUUGGCGGUGGCGUUGUGGCAAUCCUGGAGGACAUCCGAGACGAGCGAUACCGGACGAAACACACAGAGGUUCUACGAAAACGACUAGAUGCGCUGUGCACCGUCAUACUCAACAAAUACUCCAAUUCCCCAAGAACAGUCGAGACUGAGUACAAGCCCCACAUGUGCGACAUCAUCACGAUGCCUGAGAUACGAGAAAUCGUUCAUUCAUCGAAUGAUGCCGCACUAGGAUCUCAGAGCGAAGAGAAGGUCCGUGCAUUGCUACCCAGCCUUGUGGACCACUGGCAAACGAGGGCCUGCGAAGAGCUAACGAGACUCGCGUCACGGUGGACCAAGUGCGCAGAAGGUGCAGAUGUCUUGAGUUUGGCCGCCACUCACUUCGUCUGUUCUGUAUGCACCAAGCUAUUGCCUUAUCCGGAGGUCCUCGCACACAACUGUCUGCGCUAUUUGGCGCCUGUUUUGUUCAGGCAUCCUUACAAUCAGUACAUGAUCUACGAAAUCGCGGCGUGGACGGUGGGCGUUAAUGGCCAGCCUUGGAAUAGUCAGCUUCUUAUUGGCCCGGGCCAACGCUUUCACGAGCGGAUCCGCACGAUCAUAAAGCUAUGUGGCCAAGAUCCAGACCGAACGACUAGACAAGAGUUAAAGAACUUAAAUGUCUAUAUCUCGUAUCCAAGGUACAAUGAUAAGAACCGCGUCAUCACUUUGCGCACUGCGGUGGAGAAGGAAUGGCAGUGCUGGACGUCAAAGUCCCGGCAUGACGAAUCUGUCGAAUAUAAAGGGCGCAUUGCCACGGAGGCUGAGCUCUCAGAGGCGCAGAGGGGCGGUCAAGAAGUGCUCUGGAGUAAGCACGACUACCCAUGGUGCUGUUCUCUGUGUACGCCUCGUGGUGACGAUCGUUCGAGGUUCAGCCUCUACGGAAUUCAGGCGCAUAUGCAACAAAUGCAUUCUAUCAACAAUGCAAGUGAAAAGGAGGGUAAUUUCUACGCCUACCCUGAGUGUGGAAUGCAACCUUUUUAG